CAACACAUAGGCGAUGGGGGUGUUGACACACUUUUUUUUUUUUUGCUCCCCUCUUUUUCGCUACCCCUCGUUCGCAGUGACCUGCCUGACGUGCAGCGUGCUGACGCUGUCGGCCAUCUCGUGCGACCGCUUCAUCGCCAUCAUGUUCCCACUGCAGGCGCACGUGCGAGUGACCAAACAGCGCACCAGUGCCGUUAUCGGUGUCAUCUGGAUCACCUCCGCCGCCAUCUCCGUGCCUUUGAUCGUCUUCUCACGUCUGUACACUGUCUCUUGGACGCCGCUGGAAUCGGUGACGUACUGCGGCUGGACGUGGCCAACGGAGGCCAGCUGGGACGCGGAGCGCGGGGAGUGCGUGUUCGCCUCGUCGGGCCGCAAGCUUUACUACUUGCUGGUCACCGUGGCGCUCUUCUUCCUGCCCGUGGCCAUCAUGCUGACCGCUUACUCUCUCAUCGUGUGGCGCUUGUGGAUCACACAGAUGCCCGGAGAGCGCAGCGCUGCGAACAUCAACGCCCAGUGCCGCGCAAAAAAGAAGGUGAUCACAAUGGUGUGCACGGUCCUCAUCGCCUUCGUCAUCUGCUGGAUGCCGCUCCAGGUCAUCGUGCUCUACUCGCAGUUCGGAGACUCAAAACAACGAGACAAGGAGAUGCCGGACUGGUUCACCGAGGCGUCGUCAGUGGCCACGUACAUCGCUUACUCCAACAGCUUGCUGAACCCGAUCAUCUACGGCGGCUUCAACAACAACUUCCGCCAGGGACUCUGCACCGUGCUCCAUUGCUACAUGCGCAGGAAGCCUUCGCAGUUGCCGCGUGCUAGCAUUCACUCUGCUCGGAUGGACAAGUGCCAGCGGACGUGCACCAAGUCCCGCUGCACCGUAUCCAGCUUCCGGAACCACCACAGCUGCCCAGUCCCCUGCGGUGGCGCUAAGACCCUGGCGGGGCGCCAACGCUCGUACCAGGGCUGCUCGGAGCCCGGCCGACCCGCCAGCUGGGCCGUCGGACGACUGGUCUACUCGGCUCAGCGCGACCGCACCCCGGACGCCGACCAGCCGCGAGAAGCCGCCGCCGACGCUGAACACCUCCAAGGGGCCACAGAAGAGGAAACCUGCAUCCAGUGUCGCCACUGCCACAACAACGCUGCCGGCGGGGAGCCAGCCUUCGGUGCCCCGGGGGCUAAUGGAAACCUCGCCUGAGCGGGCCUCCACGGCGCGCCUGGUGGUGCGCAGGAAACCGCUCUUGCCGGAUGACCGCUCGCCACUAGAGCGCGUCGUCACCGCGCCGUCGCUCGAACCGCACGCCAGCUCUGUGGUCUACGAGGCUUCUGCGCAGGCGCACGCUCGUAAAGCAUCGCACGAAGGCAGCGGCGAAGCCUCCAACUCUCCCGACGUGCGAGUGUAUGCGUCGGCUUUCAGCGAGAAACUGGUCGCCUCCGAGGAGAAACGGGGCAACCAGCAGGUGCCGUCGCGCGCUGCCCGAGAGAGUUCCAAAUCGGCCCGUCGAACCAUCACCAUCCCCUAUAACGUGCCGCAACGCGCGGUUGUCAGCGGCGCAAAUGGACCAAGACCGCUCGAUAAUCGGCGUAUCGAAUCGUUUGCUCCGAAGCAGAAGCAGCGUGCCGCUGCUCCUGGCGCAAGUAAUUUUGUUGCGAGUCUUCCAGACUCUUUGCAUUUGCCAAACACACUGGUCCCAAUGCCUUCGCCCCCGCGAGCAGCGAAAAGCCACAGCGCACUCUCGAACCACCCCAAGCGUGCGUCCUUCAGUGCGCUUUUGCGACCAGCACCACUUUCUGCAAGAUCGCCUCCAAUUUCAUACCGGCGGCAUUACCGCCCUAGUAUUCCGGUGGACAGGGAGGGAAGCCUGGACAAGCGCGGUCCAGUGAAAGAUGACUUACCCUAUUUUAGGGAAUUUCCCUAUGGCGACGAUACCUCCAGCUACGAGGAAAACGAACGCCACGAGCCACAUGGACAAGGGAGCGAAGCAGCACGCGUCCCGCAUCGUCGACCUCUGUUUACUUUCCCAAAGCCCAUCGACUUCGGGCUGUCAAAGAUGAAUGAAAAAGGCUGCAAGACAACUGUUAAAGAGCUGAAGCACGUAUCGAAGGACGCGCUAGCAGUAGCAGGUUCACAUCUGCACUCUUUAUUCAGGCCCAAACGAGGGGUGGCCUCAGAACCGAAAAUGACGAGUAUCAUAAUGACCAAGGAAUGCUUUUUUCCUGAGGAUCCAGCAAGCGGCACCAGCAAUGUUGCCGACAUCACGCAACCUAAAGGAAAUGGCUUUCCUGGUCCUUACGAGAACCCCUCCUCGCAACGCACGUACCUCAGCAACUACGAUCCUCAAUCGAGAUCCACCCAUAAUACUCCCACUUACAACUCGUAUUAUCCACGCCCACAUAACAAUCGCGGCUUGCGAAAUUUGGCGAGUACGCCCGUAUUUCGAGCCAGGAAAUUUCCGACAAGGAGUCUAGCUUCUUUUUCCACUAGCUUCGACAACGACGAUGUGUUCAAAGACACGGCCCCGUAUGCCAGCAACCGUUACGAUGGAGGGAAUCUCAAUCGCAGGGGCUUCCGCGGCUCACCGUCGACCAUCUACGGGGAGGAUGUGAGGGAUAAAGAAGGAAGCAGUAGGGAUGAGUCAUCCUCCUACGCCUGGCAAGGCGCGCGUCGGGGCUUCAACAAGAACGACGACAGUGGUGGUGACGACCACGGUACCCAGAACCGCCAUGACGACAGUCCACAGGCCAGGGGACGCAAUCCGCGAACGCGCGGCCCGCCUCCGCCCAAGACGAGUAACCGGAGCUUCGCGUUCUACAGGCGAGAUGAGAAUCCGGAAAAGGACCAUUUUGUCGAGAGUUACUCCACGGCCCGCCGAAAAACGUUUGCGUCGGACUACGACAGCGACCGGGACGGGUUCUUUGAGUGACCCCGCGCUAGAACACGCAUAAUUCAUUUGCACGUUGAUUGUAGUGGGGUGCUGCUUUUUCCAUGUUUGUGAAACACUGUCUUGAUAUGCGUAUUCCGUGUAUAAUACAAUGUAAGUGCGAAGUAAAUGGUGAUGCUGCUGAUGAUCAUGAUGAAGGGAUAAAACGUGAAGGUGCUGUCGUUUGUCUUGUGAUGCAUUGUUUCUAAACUUACGGAGAAUAUACCCCAUUGUCUGUA
This is a messenger RNA of Dermacentor andersoni, 3151 nucleotides long. RefSeq names its product substance-K receptor-like. The record is from RefSeq and is a predicted model, not a curated record. Gene Ontology annotation, cellular component: plasma membrane. Gene Ontology annotation, molecular function: G protein-coupled receptor activity. Gene Ontology annotation, biological process: G protein-coupled receptor signaling pathway. Lineage: Eukaryota; Metazoa; Arthropoda; Arachnida; Ixodida; Ixodidae.